AUGCACAGUGGUAUGGAUGGGGGCGUGGAGGCAGAAACUUUUAAGGGGAAGGGGGUGGAGAGGACCAGGAAUGAGACACCCUAUUUACACAGGCCAGACCAAGGAACUUUAUCGGCACCCCCUCAGUUCAUCCUGUUUCCUGGGGGAGGCGGAGCCCUCUUUUUCACGCCUAGACUCGCUGGAGUUCAGGCUAGGGAGGGGCAGCAGGAUAGGCUUAGGGAUGAGCUCCACCCGUACUUCCCCACUUCUCACCUGCCCAGCCCGGCCCCAGCCCGGGAGAACACGACAGGUCUAGUACCUGACAUGACACCUGAGCAGUCCCCUGGGGUCACCUUUCGCGUUUUUCUGGGGUCUCCUAGUUUGCCUCCCCCCAGCAUUGUUCUCUCUGCCGGGAUGUUCUGCUUCCAGCCCCCGGGCAAUGAGACUCUUCUCAGCUCCCCAGCCUCGAGGGCCACGGGUACUGUGUUCUUGCUGCUGGCUGCGCUGCUGGGGCUGCCCGGCAACGGCUUCGUGGUGUGGAGCCUGGCAUGCUGGCGGCCCGCACGGGGAAGGCCUCUGGCGGCUACCCUGGUGCUGCAUCUGGCGCUGGCCGACGGCGCGGUCCUGCUGCUCACCCCACUCUUCGUGGCUUUUCUGGCCGGCCAGGCUUGGCCUCUGGGUCCCACGGGCUGCAAAGCCGUGUACUACGUGUGCGGGGUCAGUAUGUACGCCAGUGUCAUGUUCACCGCCCUACUCAGCCUGCAGCGCUGCCUGGCCGUCACCCGACCCUUCCUGGCUCCUAGUUUGCGCAGCCCUGCGCUAGCCCGACGCCUGCUGCUUGGCAUUUGGUUAGCUGCCCUGCUCCUGGCGCUGCCAGCAGCGACCUACCGACAUCUGUGGCAGGACCACGUGUGUCAAUUGUGCCACCCUUCGCCUGCCGUGGCCGCGGCCCACCUGACCUUGGAAACCCUGACGGCUUUCGUACUACCCUUCGGAUUGGUACUGGGCUGCUACGGAGUGACUCUGGCCCGGUUGAGGAACGGGCGCUGGGGGGCCGGGAGGCAGGGCGUGCGCGCAGGCCGACUAGUGAGCGCCAUCGUGUUGGCUUUUGGCUUGCUCUGGGCUCCCUACCAUGCUGUCAACCUGCUGCAAGCAGCCGCUGCCUUGGCCCCUCCCAGUGGUUCCCUGGCGCGGCUCGGAGGGGCGGGCCAGGCUGCCAGGGCCGGAGCUACAGCUUUGGCAUUCUUCAGCUCCAGUGUCAACCCUAUUCUCUACGUCUUUGCAGCCGGGGACCUUUUGCCCCGGGCUGGACCCCGCUUCCUGACUCGAAUCUUCGAGGGCUCCGGCGAGGCACGAGGGGGAGGUCGUUCCCGGGAGGGGACCAUGGAGCUACGGGCCACGAGGCAUCUGGGAGGGGCAGGGCAAGGACAGGGGAAUGGGGACCCCGGGGGUGGGGACCGGGGGAGUGGCGCAGCUUGUAAAGACUGA
This is a messenger RNA of Gracilinanus agilis (Agile Gracile Mouse Opossum), 1467 nucleotides long. It is a transcript of the gene LTB4R2, whose product is annotated as leukotriene B4 receptor 2. The record is from RefSeq and is a predicted model, not a curated record. Gene Ontology annotation, biological process: neuropeptide signaling pathway; inflammatory response. NCBI's taxonomy places the organism in Eukaryota, Metazoa, Chordata, Mammalia, Didelphimorphia, Didelphidae. Gene Ontology annotation, cellular component: membrane. Gene Ontology annotation, molecular function: G protein-coupled peptide receptor activity; leukotriene B4 receptor activity.